AGCGCGCGCGUGUGCUCCAGACGUGUCCCACCGCCCGAGUCACACCUCGCACCCCUUUCACCAACGGCACCAUGGACACCGACGUCGUGCACAUCUUCAAAGAGGACAGGUGUCGCUCGGCGUCCGGCCGCCCCGAGGAGUGCGGGUCCGACUUAACUUGGCAGCCCGACCUCUCGGACGAGAUGUUGUUCAACUAUACGGCCAACGAGACGUGGGACGGCGAGCCGGACUUCAUGUCCCCCAUCAUCACCAUCAUAGCCGCGGUGUACUCCAUAGUGUUCGUGGUGGGCUUGGUGGGCAACUGCCUGGUGAUGUAUGUCAUCAUUAGAUACACCAAGAUGAAGACGGCCACAAACAUCUACAUCUUCAACCUGGCGGUGGCCGACGCACUGGUCACCACCACCAUGCCCUUCCAGAUCACCGACUACCUGCUGCACUCCUGGCCCUUCGGCCGCGUGCUCUGCAAGGUGUUCAUCUCCAUCGACUACUACAACAUGUUCACCAGCAUCCUCACGCUCACCAUGAUGAGCGUGGACCGCUACGUGGCCGUGUGCCACCCCGUCAAGGCGCUGGACUUCCGCACGCCCCUCAAGGCCAAGCUCAUCAACGUGGCCAUCUGGGCGCUGUCCUCCGCCGCCGGCAUCCCCGCCAUGAUCCUGGGGAGCACGCAGACCCAUAAUGGCAGCACGGAGUGUGCCCUUCAGUUCCCCGAGCCCUACUCCUACUGGGACACCCUGAUGAAGGUGUGCGUGUUCGUGUUCGCCUUCGUGGUGCCACUGGUGGUCAUCAGCGUCUGCUACACGCUGAUGCUGCGGCGGCUGAAGAGCGUGCGCAUGCUGUCGGGCUCGCGCGAGAAGGACCGAAACCUGCGCCGCAUCUCGCGGCUGGUGCUGGUGGUGGUGGCGGUGUUCGUGGUGUGCUGGACCCCCAUCCACAUCUUCAUCCUGGUCAAGGUGCUGGUGCCCUCCGUGCCCGAGACCACGGCGGUGAUGGCGGCCUACUUCUUCUGCGUGGUGCUGGGCUACACCAACAGCAGCCUCAACCCCAUCCUCUACGCCUUCCUGGACGAGAACUUCAAGAGGUGCUUCAGGGACUUCUGCUGCGUGCCCGGAGCCUGGGGCCUGGGGGGGGGCCGGGACGGGUUCAACGGCGGCAGCGGGGGCAGCGGCCGCGUCCGCAGCACGCUCAGAGAGCACUCCUGCCCCGCCGGUAACCGUGGCGACAGGAGGCAGGGGCGUCCCGUAUGACUAGCUGUGGAGAUGUCCGUCACCCGUGACCAACAGGGGGAGGACUUCUCGAAUGACACGGGCAUGACGCAGACCACCGCAGUCUGACCACUAGAGGGCUAAUGGGGGUCAGACCACCGCAGUCUGACCACUAGGGGGCUAAUGGGGGUCAGACCACCCAGUCUGACCACUAGGGGGCUAAUGGGGGUCAGACCACCCAGUCUGACCACUAGGGGGCUAAUGGGGGUCAGACCACCCAGUCUGACGGGGCUAAUGGCGGUCAGACCACCCAGUCUGACCACUAGAGGGCUAAUGGGGGUCAGACCACCGCAGUCUGACCACUAGGGGGCUAAUGGGGGUCAGACCACCGCAGUCUGACCACUAGGGGGCUAAUGGGGGUCAGACCACCCAGUCUGACCACUAGGGGGCUAAUGGGGGUCAGACCACCGCAGUCUGACCACUAGGGGGCUGCUGGGGGUUUCUUUGCUUCUAAUUCGUCGUCCGCAGACCUGCAAUGAAGCAAAGGGUUCUUGAGUUCCUAAGGUGCCCUGCAGGACGUUAAGCCCCUUGUCCAACGACCUGGCACCGCCCCUGAUGCUAGUAGAAUGUAGCUACUCAUCAUACUCAGCGUGUGAUGUUCUAUGACAUGAUUUUUAAGAUCGUAUUUAUUUUAAGUAUUUAUUCAUUCAUUUAUUCAACUCCAACAAAGGUUUUAAUGGGAUGAAUACUGCUUGCAUACGUAUACUGUAUAUAUCACUUUAAUCUAGCCUUCAACUGCUCUAUAAGUGUAGGAAGAACGGCAGGGCAGCGACGCAGAACCCUCUAGCAUUUAAAACCAUGUGGGGAAUACAGCAUCUCCCCCAUCAAACAUAGUUCUUAUCUACCGACAUCCAUUUCCAUCUGCUGAAUGAUGACAAACAAUUGAGAAUCCAAUGUGAUAUUGAUGUUUAACUAUACAAAUAAAGAUGUUUAACUAAUAUUAAAAAGUUUGGGAUUUUCAAAAUUCGAUAGAGGGUCUCUGAGGCAGUGUUGAACAAGAUAACUGUUAAUCCUGGCCAACGUUUGUUGUAAUGUGUUUUUCAAUUUAAAUAUUUCUGCUGUAAAAAUUUAUAUUCGUCAGCUGUGGUGACAGUUGUAGGUACAGUACAGGUACAGUUUGAUGAAUAUAUACAGUUAUGGUUGGGUUUCAUAACAAGUAUUUUCCCAUUUUCCCAUGGAAAAAGUAGAACAUGAUUUAAUGGCUUCUUGUAAUGUGAAAUGUUAAGAAUAGGGUUGUGUUCAUUCAUUUAGAAUACCAUUCAAAACAUAUUGUUAUCUCUUUAAAAAAAGAAUAUUGGUGAAGCUGUUAAAUAUGAAGGCCUUGUGUUGUGUGCCUUAUCCUUAUAGAAUAUCAUUGUGUUUUCAUAAUGUUAUCAACAUUAUGUUAUUAUUGUAAUAUAAAUAUGAUGUCAAGAAAUAUGUUUGCAAAAAUUGGUAUCAUUGUGCAUAAAAAACCUACCAUAUCUAAAAAAGACAAACGUGUUGGGGAUGUGAGUGUGACAUUCAAUCAUGCGUGCAAAUAGCGCAACUGCAAAGCUUUGGUGGCUUGUUACUUCAACCCUUAUCCAUCACAAAAGAAGAAGGACAACACUCUUCUUCAUCACUGUCUUAGUACAUUCCGUCCUUUCCUGUCUGCAUCCAUUGUACUUUUCACUGCUUUACUCUUGUACUGUAACAUGUGGGCUGAGAUGCACUCAAUAAAAAGUCAUU
Molecule: messenger RNA, 2975 nt
Organism: Gadus morhua (Atlantic cod)
Lineage: Eukaryota; Metazoa; Chordata; Actinopteri; Gadiformes; Gadidae
Gene: oprk1
Product: opioid receptor, kappa 1
Exons: 3
Coding region: 72-1247 (391 amino acids)
Biological process (GO): sensory perception of pain; neuropeptide signaling pathway; G protein-coupled opioid receptor signaling pathway
Cellular component (GO): plasma membrane; neuron projection
Molecular function (GO): dynorphin receptor activity; neuropeptide binding
Source: RefSeq, a predicted model, not a curated record